Messenger RNA from Cuscuta epithymum, 3410 nucleotides. The record is from the annotation of a GenBank genome assembly. NCBI's taxonomy places the organism in Eukaryota, Viridiplantae, Streptophyta, Magnoliopsida, Solanales, Convolvulaceae.
AGAAGACGAGUCACACUAAUCUCCCUAUCAUAUCCAAUACCUUUUGCCUUGCACCUGUCAGGGUUGUAGGAGCCAAUUUUUUCUAUUAGCAGGGAAGAAAGGCUUAAGCUUUUGAGUAGCCAGCACUGAAAAGCAUUGAAAUCGCAGGUAAGAUUCUGAAUUAUAACAAGCCGUCGAGAAGAAGAAGAAGGCUGAAACUAAGAUUCUGAAGAAGGCGGAUAGCAAUUGCCAUGGAGAGUCUUCUCAAUCGGAUGAAAAAUUAAAGUGAGUGUGCACCAGCCACCAGGUACUAGCGUCCGCACCGCUGCGAGCCUCCGCCGGCUACAGCGCGCUUCCCUGCCUUCUACCGCACCUGCACACCGGGAAACUCUGAGUUCUGUCUUUCCAGCUACUACUUAGCUAGAAUCAGAAGCACAAUUACCCUCGUGGUUCCUCUCUUGGUCCUUCCUUUUUAAGGUCGUUACAUUUUUAUAAGCCGAAGAUAUCAGAAUCUCUACCUCGAUGGUGAAGUCUAAGACUCAAUCAAAGAAGCAGCAAAAGCGUGGUGUCGAUUUUAAAAAAAUCAAAAGAAAAGUUGGCAGAAAAUUGCCUCCCCCAAAGAACUCUACAAACACAGAAAUCAAAUCCAAAGCCAUUGUGCUUCCCGAGCAGAGUGUAUCUUUGGAGAAAGCAGGUUUAGCUGUGAGUAAGAAAGGAUUAACUCUGAAGGAGCUUCUUCAACAAACAAGUCAUCAUAAUGCUAAAGUCCGUAAAGAUGCAUUGGUUGGAGUCAAGGAUGUAUUUCUUAAAUACCCAAUUGAAUUAAAGCUUCACAAACUUGCUGUUAUAGAGAAACUGCGUGAACGCAUUAGCGAUGAUGAUAAGUUGGUCCGUGAAACGCUAUAUCAACUGUUUAAGUCGGUGAUCUUACCUGGAUGCAAAGAGGAUGUAAAGGGGGCUUUUAUUUCCCUGAUAAUGGUGUACAUUUUGAGCGCAAUGACAAGCCUAACAAUAGAUGUGAGACUAAUGGCUUUCAAAUUUUUUGACCUUGUCAUCCAAAGUUAUCCCUCUUCAUUUUCCCUUUACUCUGAAAAGAUCCUUCAAAAUUAUGGAGACAUUUUGCAGAAGAACACAUAUCACCUACAUGAUAAAGGAAAGCUUAAGAUUGCUCUUUCUGGGUUGACGCACUGCUUAGCAUUGCUGCCUUUCAAAAACAGAAGUGCAGGUCUCUCAGCAGAUAAGAAUGAUUCUCCCAUUCAAGUGACGUUGCAUGCUUUUAUUCCUGACAUGUCAAGUCACUCCUCUGGGAUUUCAAGCUUUGGUGUCGUGGAGAAAUUGAUGAAACUGUUACCUGCUCUUGUUGGUUGUUUUCAGGACUUCAUUCCCUUGUUUCAUACUACGGCCCAAGUAGACACUCAAUCAUAUGAUUGUAUGCUACUUAUACUUCAAAACAUAGAUCUUCUCGUCAGAUUUUUUAUUGAAGCCUCUGAUAAGAAGAGUCAACAAGACUUGAGAAAUGAACUUCCUAGUAGCCACAGUCGGGGUAGUAAUUGGGCUCACAGCAUUUCUCCGUCGGUUCUAAAGAAGCUUUGGGAUGAGUUUCCUUUUAACACUGGUCAUGGCCUCUUAGAGAAGGGCAAUGAUCGUUAUUUCAUGUUGAAUAUUGUAAUUACAGAAAUAUUUUUGAAGUUGAGUAAUGUGAAUCACCCACCCCCUGCAUUGAUGGAGAAAUUUCUGGAGUUCAUUGAAAGUUCAUUUUGUGGAAAGUUUUGCCACCGCAAGGAGUCUGGUAAAGUAAUAAUUCAUGAAAAGCAAUUGCUUGCGUUGGUGUCAUUCAUUCCAGAACUUGUUACACUUUUGUCUGGUGAUUUUUGGAAGUAUCGCAUUCUUCAGGCUUUCUCUGAUACUUUCAAGAUUUGCAGUCCAGAGUCCUCAAUGAAAUUAGCUUGCCUUUCUGCAAUUGAAGAAAUGAUGUUCUCCGACAAAGACGGUUACUUAGAUACAAGUGAUCCUAAAAUGCUAGCUUAUCAACUUUCUUGGAUAAAGGAGCUCCCUUCGCUGCUUAUUGUUUUAGGUGAUAAACAUCCAUUAACUUCUAAGACAGUGUUGCGUCUUCAACUUCGCAUAGGACAAACCGCUCAUUUAGAUUCUACAUUUGCAAAGGAAUAUGAUGAUAUGCAGUAUAUACUAAGAAGUUUUUAUAGCACAACCCUCGGUGAAGGAGGUGUUGCAUAUGGUCCUUUCAUGACACUAUCAAAAGACAUUCAAGAGCUUUCGCUUUGUUGCCUAUAUUACUUCUCUUCCCUGGACACGACGAUUCUUAAGUCAUUAGUUCUAUGCUGCCUUUCUCAUGAUCUGGAACCAUUUUUACUUCUUCGCAUUUUAGAAAUUCUCCACACAGCUUCUAAAGCUGGACGUAUCCAGAUUGCAGAUUACAUUAGUUUUUUAAUCACGUUGGUUUCACAUUUCCGUAGUUAUCCUGAGAAAAUCAGUUCUUUAGAGGAUGGAAAAUCAAUCCAUGGAGCCUUUCAACCGGUUAUAAGUGCAGUUUGCUCUUGUUUGUCACACAUCGGUGAUAACUGUCUUAUUUUCCAGAUGGUGGAGAAAGUAAUAAUUGAUCAGAUUUAUCUUAGCCCUCCGAAAGAUAACAUGAAUGCUCUUCUAAGGAUUCUUACCACAAUAGAUACAGUUCCAACAAGACUUUCGGGACAUAGCAUCGACAAGCUUUGCCAUGUUCUUCCAAAGUAUUUAUUACUAGUUGCAUCUGAUCUUCCAGAAGAAGUUAACAAGCAGAAUUCGAUCUUGAGUUUGAAGAAAAGUCAGUAUUACCUUCUUCCUUGCUUCUUUCUAUUCCAUAGAAGCAGUAGACUCUUAAGUGAUGUUCUGAAAGGGCUGGGAUCAUUGUUGGCUGUAAAUGGUUCUCCGACUUUGUCUCGACGAGAUAUUGAAUUCGUUCCAGCAAUAAUUAACCACAAAAGCAGUCUUGUGUCAAGUUUGGUGUCUCUUCUCCUGCUUCUGCUUACCGAUACUAGAAUGAGGCGACUACUCUCUUCGUGCAAGGCUGAGAUCAAGAUCAUCUCACAAUGUCUAGCUACUCGUCUGUCUCCAGAUUCCAGUAACAUGAGUCUAGAAGAAAGGCACGAAGUACAGAGAGCUUAUGAUAAGCUAAAAACCGUGACUGCUGUUCUUCUAGCUUAGCCAUUCCAACCUAAUCAGGAUGUAAUGUGUUCCUACACAUAAUAUGUUUGCUUUUUUGAACUUUUUUAAUUUAUUAUUCAUAAAUAUAGUUAAAAUUAUUGAGAAUCCAGAUUGUAAUAUACAACGUUUUGCACUGGUGUAUAAUAGAGAGGAAAAAAGCAUUUUUUUAAAAAAUUCCUCGUUAUGGCUUAUGGGAACAAAAUUGUGAUGCAAGUGCAAUAUACGGUUUCAAU